This is a messenger RNA of Aureobasidium subglaciale EXF-2481, 957 nucleotides long. RefSeq lists its product as uncharacterized. Lineage: Eukaryota; Fungi; Ascomycota; Dothideomycetes; Dothideales; Saccotheciaceae. The record is from RefSeq and is a predicted model, not a curated record. The coding region runs from base 1 to 957 and encodes 318 amino acids. The transcript is spliced from 3 exons.
AUGGCUACUUCUUACACCUUCGAGGAUCUUUCUGGUCCCACACCAACUGUAUCCGACAAUCCGUAUGAUGGUUUGAUAGAGGCUUGCCACGACAAUGCAGCUGAGAUUCAGGCCCGCUAUGAAACACAUCGUAGCAACCGAGGUGCACAGCAAAAGGAGAAACUCUCAUCUCCAGAUUUCACAGGAGUCACCGUCGACACCAUCCUCGCAAGGUUGGAAGACCAGACCAUUGAACCUGGUUUUGCAGACCCGAGAAACUGCCUUGUGUUUUGGGCUCGUCCUCCGCCACAUGUCAAGUCUGUCAUUGCAGAAGUGCAAAAGCGACUCAAAGCAGUCGCGCCCAAACUUUGGGUUAUGCCACAAGACAGUCUGCACAUGACUGCUCUGGAGAUCACCCACUCUCUGACUGCACCUGAGAUUGACGAACUCGUCGAGCAAGUCCGUCCCGGAAUACCUUCCAUCACGGACUAUACCUACUCGCACCGAGCUCGCGUGGUGAAGCCUUCGAUCUCCUAUGAUGCACAAGCUUUCGCCCUGUCAUUCCUUCCUGCUGCUGGCGAAUCGUGUGCAGCAGAUUUCUCUCGCAAACCCGAGGAUGACGACUACACGUACCACCACUUGCGACGCGAUCUGUACGCUUUGACUUCUGCCACUGGUAUCAAAGUCGCAAGCAGAUAUGUUGUACCCUCGGCUCACUUGACCAUCGGUCGCUUCAUCACCACCUCAGACACCGAGACUGCAAACGGCAAGGUCGAUCAAGCACGUAUGCAGGAGAUUGUCAAGACGGUCGACGACAUCAACGAAUGGCUCAAGUCCGAGUUCUGGCCUGUACAGGGUAAGGAUAUCAAGGCUGGUGGUGAGUGGAUUAUUGGUGAAGGAAAGGGCCUUGACAGCCGUAAGGGUCCUCUUUGGUAUGGCUCUGGUGGUGAGACCAUCAGGCUGGGUAAGGGCUUCUGA